Diaporthe amygdali is the source of this 1479-nucleotide messenger RNA. RefSeq names its product ldehyde dehydrogenase. Lineage: Eukaryota; Fungi; Ascomycota; Sordariomycetes; Diaporthales; Diaporthaceae. Bases 1 to 1479 code for a protein of 492 amino acids. The record is from RefSeq and is a predicted model, not a curated record. The transcript is spliced from 3 exons. Gene Ontology annotation, molecular function: oxidoreductase activity, acting on the aldehyde or oxo group of donors, NAD or NADP as acceptor.
AUGGCCUCAGACACAGCAGCCAUUGAUCGUCUACAGGCGUCCGUCGUGGACGGGCGCACAGAAAACGGGCGGUACCGACAGGACCAGCUCCAGCGCCUCCACAGGACCCUCCGCGAGGAAGCCAGCCAGAUAAUCGCAGCCCUGGUGGCCGACUCCAAGUUCUCCAGCUCCGAGGUGGACGCCGAGUACUAUCUGGGCAUGGAGGCUGUGAGGCACUUCUACGACAGCCUGGACUUUGAAAAGGACCUGAAGGAGGAGUACAGUGUAACGCGCGGCGAGGACAACCUGGGGAGGAGGAUCGGUGCUGGCCUGGUGGUCAUAAGGCCAACGACUCACACUCGCUUCUACUCGAUCGUGACUCCGCUGGCAGCUGCUAUCGCGGCUGGGAAUUGUGUUAUACUCGAGCUCUCAGAGACCUUGUCGCAAGUCGACUCGGUACUGCGCCAAGCCCUCACCAAAGCGCUGGAUAUAAACACAUUCUACGUUAGCAAGACCACCACAGACCAGUCCAUCCUGGACGAUGCGAUCCUGGUCGACCAGACGAGCAAUGCGCCUCCGAGCACACUGACAUCCCAGCUCCUAUCCUCGUCGCAAACCCGCUGCGUGGCUAUUGUCGACCGGAGCGCAAAUAUCGACGAGGCUGCAAGAGCCAUCACAGCCGCGAGAUUCAAUUUUGGUGGCUCAUCACCAUAUGCGCCGGACCUGGUGUUGGUCAACGAGUUCGUGAAGAAGGAAUUCUUCGAGGCAUGCUCCCGGUAUGCGACACUGUCGUUCGCCAAGGACAGCAGCGUCAGGAAAGUAGGCGGGGACCGUAGUGAACAUGUUCAAAAGGCGAUCAAGGACGCCGAGGACAAGAAGCAGGUGUCGAGCUUUGGGUCCAACGAUUUCAAGCUGGUCGAUGUCCUGGACAAGUCCUCUCCCAUCAUGGACCUCAAGAUCACAGGCCGCUAUCUACCAAUUGCAACAUGCUCGAGCCUGACAGACGCCAUCUAUAACCGGGACUUUGAGAACCCACUCCUGGCAGGUUACUUCUUCGCCGAGCCGGGCUCAGCCAAAUAUCUGGCGCACUUCCUGCCCUGCCACGUCUCGCUCAUCAACCAGAUCCCGACGCACCUUCUCGUGGGGCCAGCAGCGCCCACGGCACACGCGCCCGACUUCCAACACCGGUACAGCCGCGACAUGUUCUCGGUGGCCCGGCCGCAGUUCGUGCAGAAGCCGCCAGCGGCGCUGCGGAAGGCCGACGAGCUGCUGUCGGGCGGGCCUAACAAGGGCGGCGUCACGGCGUCGGCGCUGCGGGAGGCGGCAACGCAGCCGCUGGCGCCGGUCAAGCAGUCAAGCAAUAAGGCUAUUGGGUUCUUCGAACAGGGCAUUCUGACAGGCGCGGCCUUAUACCUGUCGAUUAUCCUGCCGGCGGUGGGCUACUCGACUUACUUCUUGGGGAGGAAAGGCGUGGAAUAUGCACUCAAAUUCAGACGCUGA